Copidosoma floridanum is the source of this 1628-nucleotide messenger RNA. Its product is annotated as inactivation-no-after-potential D protein-like. Gene Ontology annotation, molecular function: protein binding. NCBI's taxonomy places the organism in Eukaryota, Metazoa, Arthropoda, Insecta, Hymenoptera, Encyrtidae. The record is from RefSeq and is a predicted model, not a curated record.
AGGAAGGAAAGAGGGAUUUGAAGAGGCAAACCAGUGGAAUGGCAGAUGGUCCCGGACCGAGUGACAAAAAAAGAGCGCCAACGAGCCGAGAGUCGAGCAGGGACGGCGAGAAGCCAAAGGCGGCGCAACCAAAGCCCGAGAACAAGUACUCGUCGGGUGAGAGCUCCGAGGAGGAGGAGGACACUCGAGAACUCGAGGGCAACGUCUACACCAAGAACGGCGUCGAGAUAUCGAGAAGGAGCGCCGGCAACGUCAAGCGGACGAAAGAGGAGAUCGCGGCUGAUCCCGAGGAGGAGGACGAGUUUGGCUACACGGAGAUGAAAAUACGCAAGAAAUACGCGAACCUGAAAAAGCGAGUCUUUGUGUCCAAGUUGGAGAAAGGCCGCUCGGGAAUGGGCAUAUCCCUAGCCGGUCACAAGGACAGGAACAAAAUGGCCGUUUUCAUUUGCGGCAUCGACCCGAGCGGCACCGCGGCCAAGGAGGGCAUCCUCCAGCCCGGGGACGAGAUACUCGAGGUUAACGGCACCGUGUUCCAAGGAAGGUGCCACUUGAACGUCACCUCGAUGAUCAAGGGAAUGCCGUUCACCAGCUUCAAGUUCAUCGUAGUGCGGAGACCAGAUGCCAUCCAGAGCUGCGCCGUGCCGCAAGUCACGGUGUUCCCAACCCCGUUGCCGGGAGAAGACUACAGUCAAUUCAAAGGCGUCCACUUGGUGCCGAUAAAGAAGGGUACCUACGGCCUGGGAAUAAUGAUAAUCGAGGGAAAGCACGCCGAAGUCGGACACGGCAUCUUCGUGUCAGACGUGCAGGAAGGAGGUGCUGCCGAACAGGCCGGCCUGAACGUCGGUGAGUUGAUACUGGCAGUGAACGCGGACACUCUAAUGGGAGCGACGUACGACGAGGCGACGGCGCUUCUGAAGAAAGCCGAGGGCGUCGUCACGCUGACAGUGUGCAAUCCGAACCAAAAGAAAGUGGCCGAGGACGAGGCGAAAAAGGCCAAAGGAGAGCCCGUCGAGUCUGACAAAGAAGCUAAAAAGGAGCCGGAGAAGCCGAAAGAGCCGGAAAAACCGGCCGAUCCGAAAACCGAUCCCGUCAAGGACUGCAAAGACACGACCCUCGAGAUGGCCAAGGACAAGGGCCAACCGAUCGGCUUCACCGUCAUCGGAGGCACCGACACGCCCAACACCGGAGUGUUUAUCCUCGACGUGUUUCCGGACGGAGCUGCGGGCAAGGACGGUCGUCUGCAGACUGGCGACCGCAUCGUGGACAUAAACAAGCAGCCCACCAAGACCAUGGACCACGACACGGCUUACCAGACCGUCAUGAGGAUCACCCAGGGACCUGUAAUACUGAUAGUGCAUCGCAACGAUAGAGAACAGGAGGAGAUCGAGGUGGAGCUGACAAAGAAGGCGGGCAAGGGCUCCGGCCUCAUUUUGAUGGGCUACAAGAACGGCAAAGGAGCCUACGUGUCUGAAGUGAGCCCGGAUAAUGAGGCGCAGGGCGCUGCUGGUGGUGGUGGUGGUGGUGCCGGUGGUGGUGCGCACAGGACCGGCAGUCGCAGGCAGAGCACGAGGAAUCGCCCUGGCACGCCGCCGUCGUCUUUCCGCAGCGGGUCGCCCGAGGUCGUUCAG